Rotaria sp. Silwood1 is the source of this 513-nucleotide messenger RNA. The record is from the annotation of a GenBank genome assembly. NCBI's taxonomy places the organism in Eukaryota, Metazoa, Rotifera, Eurotatoria, Philodinida, Philodinidae.
AUGUACACUAAUAAUAGUAAAGCAGUUUUUAAUAUCUUGACUGAUGCACAAGGUACUGCAGUGAAUGUUGAUAAACGUUCUUUAACAACUAUUAUUGAUGCACAAUCUGGUCAAUUUGAUUAUCCUAUUAAAAGUACGUUGAAUCAAGAAGGUGAAAAACAUACUCAUAGUACAAGUUUAUUAGAUAAAGUUUCAUCAGUUUUAAGUCCUUUAAUAUCAAAUAAUUAUGUACCACCAACAUUAACAUCUGUUAAUGGAUAUCGUGUUGGUGAUGUGUUUCAUUGUCUUCAUAUUGGUGGUUAUCCAGUUGUAUCUGAUGGUAUAUUAUUUAAAAAACAACAAACAUUUAAUCGAUCAAAAAUUGUUGAACGUGCAGUACAUGCAUGUGGUAGUGAAGCAUUUGGUUAUUUUGAAGUAACACAUGAUGUUUCAUCAUUAUGUAAAGCUGAUUUUUUAUCAAAAGUUGGUAAAACAACAUCAGUUAUGAUACGGUUUUCAACAACAACAUAUUGA